AUGUUGGCAGGCCUGGGCUCCCUGGUGGCUGCCUUCUGGGCAACUCUCCAUCUGCGGACUCUCCUGCUGGGGGCUGUCAUCUUUCUUUUCCUUGCUGACUUCCUCAAGAGCCGGCGACCAAAACACUACCCACCAGGGCCCAGGCGCCUGCCCUUUGUGGGCCACUUACUUCACUUAGACUUGAAGAAAGUGGAAUUGCAACUUCAGCAGUAUGUGAAAAAAUAUGGGAACCUUUUAAGCCUGGAUUUGGGUCUUAUACCUUCCGUGGUUAUAACAGGACUGCCCUUAAUCAAAGAAGUAUGUGGUCACAUGGAACAAAACUUUGUGAACCGUCCUAUCUCCGCUCACAGAGAACGUACCUUUCAUAAAUACGGAUUGAUCAUGUCCAAUGGCCAGAUAUGGAAGGAACAAAGAAGAUUCACCUUGGCAACACUAAGGAACUUUGGUUUAGGAAAGAAAAGCUUGGAGCAACGCAUUCAGGAGGAAGCCCAGCACCUUGGUGAAGCCAUAGAAAAUGAGAAAGGACAGCCUUUUGACCCACACUUCAUGGUCAACAAUGCAGUUUCCAACAUAAUUUGUUCCAUCACUUUUGGGGAGCGAUAUGACUAUCAGGAUGAUCAGUUUCAGGAGCUGCUGAAGACAUUGGAUGAGAUCAUGUGUUUGGAGGCAUCACUGCACUGCCAGCUCUAUGAUAUCUUCCCAUGGAUAAUGAAAUUCCUUCCUGGACAACACCAGACUCUCUUCGCCAACUGGGAAAAACUGAAAUUGUUUGUUUCUCGUGUGAUUGAAAAACACAAAGAAGACUGGAAUCCUGCUGAACCGAGAGACCUCAUUGAUGCUUACCUCAAUGAAAUGGCAAAACACACAGACAAGAACACCUCAAGCUUCCAUGAAGAAAACCUCAUCUGUUGCACACUGGAUCUUUUUACUGCUGGAACUGAGACAACAUCCAUGAUACUGCGCUGGGGUCUUCUGUUUGUCAGCUUCUACCAAGAAGCCCAAGAAAAAAUACAAGCUGAGAUUGAUGAAGUGGUUGGCCCAUGGAAGCAGCCUACCUUGAAAGACAGAGAGUCCAUGCCCUACACCAAUGCUGUCAUCCAUGAGGUGCUAAGAAUGGGCAAUAUCUUCCCCUUGGGCGCUCCCAGGGAAGUCACAGUGGAUACUACUUUGACUGGAUACCAACUGCCAAGGGGCACUGUGAUAUUCCCUAAUAUGAUUGCACUACACAGGGACCCCAAGGAGUGGGCCACCCCAGACACCUUCACUCCAGAGCAUUUUCUGGAGAAUGGACAGUUUAAGAAGAGGGAAGCCUUUCUGCCUUUUGGAAUGGGAAAACGAGCUUGCCUUGGAGAACAAUUGGCAAGAUCUGAACUGUUUAUUUUCUUUACUUCUCUUCUGCAAAAGUUUACAUUCAAACCCCCUCAGAAUGAGAAGCUGAGCCUGAAAGCUAGAAUGAGCAUCCCCCAUUCUCCUCCCAGCUACCUCAUUUGCGCAGUCCUGAGGGCAUGA
Messenger RNA from Dipodomys ordii (Ord's kangaroo rat), 1509 nucleotides. Its product is annotated as cytochrome P450 2J2-like. The coding region runs from base 1 to 1509 and encodes 502 amino acids. The record is from RefSeq and is a predicted model, not a curated record. Gene Ontology annotation, biological process: xenobiotic metabolic process. Gene Ontology annotation, cellular component: cytoplasm; intracellular membrane-bounded organelle. Gene Ontology annotation, molecular function: iron ion binding; oxidoreductase activity, acting on paired donors, with incorporation or reduction of molecular oxygen, reduced flavin or flavoprotein as one donor, and incorporation of one atom of oxygen; heme binding. The transcript is spliced from 9 exons. NCBI's taxonomy places the organism in Eukaryota, Metazoa, Chordata, Mammalia, Rodentia, Heteromyidae.